CGCCGCCGCCGGGGCGCCCGCGAGGAGGCGGGACCCGGCUCGGCCCGCGCCGCCGCUGCAGGUGGACUCGGCCGCGGCCGCCGGCGGAGCCCGAGGGAGCCGGGCGUGGGCCAGCGCGGCUCGCCCAUGGCCGAGGGCCGGCGGCGGGAGGACGAAGAGGAGGAACUGCGCGAGCGGCGGGAGCUCGGGGGUCCGCGGCGCUCCCGGGGCCGGGCGCUCUCGGGCCACUCGGCCGCAGAUCGCAACGAACGGAAUAAACCAGAACAUCGUUCUUCAAGCCAAGGACCCCUGUCAUCGAUUAGAGCGGUAAUCAAGAGAUCUUCUCGUCCCUCUAUUCAGAAUGAGCUUCAUCGAGAUAGGAGGCGCCCAGAAAUCACCAUUGUGGCAGCAGAGCCGCUGAGGCCCAGUUCGUGGUUUCCUGGAGUCCCUCCCCCGGGACUAGGAUUCUCCCAGUCUUCGGCAGCAGGCCCCUGGAGGCCCAAUGACCUGGUUCCUGCUGAGCUCCCACCAUCUUAUGAACAAGUUAUAAAAGAAAUCAACCAAGUUCAAGUUAAUACUACAAAUAAUAAUAAUGCUGCUGCCACUCCUAGGCACACAAGUACAUCUGCAACUCAGACUGACUUUUCAGAAGACAUAGACAACCAUCUGCCUCAAACACUGCAGGCACCUCUCAAGCCUCUUCAGUCUUCCCCUGCAGUGUCUGCCAGUGACCUUCUGACCAGUGUGGCACCUUUAAUUGUCUUUGAUGUUUCUGAUGAUCAGAAUUGUCCAGAAAGCUCCAGUGCUACAAGAUGUCCAGUGCCAAGACCAAGAUCAAAGAACAACCUCAGACCAGUAGCCAGGGAUACUCACAAUAAAGAGAAAAUUCACCAGAAAACCAGCCCAGUGUCCACAGAAGAAGCGUCCUUCCCCCACCGGCCCCAGUCCCUGUUGGACAGUCCUGACGACAUAGCUGGUCAGGCAGCAAUAAACACUAUGAAUACAGAACGAAGCCAAAAUAGUAUUGUUUCAAGAAUCAAAGCAUUUGAGGGCCAGACCAAUACAGAAGCCUGGGGACUGCCCAAGAAACCAGAAAUUGCUCCCCGUACACUCCCUCCGAGGCCUGUUUCCUCAGGGAAACCCUCUGUGGCUCCCAAACCAGCUGCUAACAGAGCCUCUGGAGAAUGGGACUCCUGGACAGAAAACAAGCUCAAAGUGACCUCCAGGGAAGGGCUUAACUCUCAAUCACCAUCACAAGAAGCAGGGAACAUCCCAGUAACCAAACCUGAGUUGCCAAAGAAACCAAAUCCUGGCCUUAUUCGAAGUCUUCAUCAUGAGAAUCUGGGAGGGGCACCCACAGCCGAGAGCGCUGAUGGUGGAAAGAAAGUCCCGAUGCCUGCCCCUCGGCCUUUGCUGUCCAGGAAGUCAAGUUCCUCAGAAAACCCCACCCCACCUGCAGCUUUGCUGAAACCAGUCACUGUUCCUCCUCGACUCUCAGUGGCAUCACAAGCCAAAGCAUUCAGGUCCCUGGGAGAAGGUCCCCUCACCAAUCCCCCAGCACCAGUUUUGCCAAGCAAGCCUCCAGUGGACAUCGACCUCAUCAGUUUUGAUGAUGAUGUUUUACCCUCUCCACCUGGGAACUUGGUUGAAGAAUCUGCUGGUUCAGAUAUGGUUCUGGAUCCCUUUCAGCUCCCCACAAAAACAGAACCAACAAAAGAACGAGCAAUUCAACCCGCACCCACCAGGAAGCCCACUGUGAUCCGAAUUCCAGCCAAACCAGGAAAAUGUUUACAUGAGGAUCCACAAAACCCACCUCCUCUUCCUACUGAAAAGCCUAUUGGAAACACGUACAGUGCAGUGACUGGAAAACCCAGUAGUAUUGACAAAACUAGAAACGUGGAAUCCAAUCUUGCUAGUCAAAUAGGAGUUUCUCUUCGAGGACCCCCAAGUUUGCCACCACGACCUGUAAAUGGAAAAGUUAUACCAGCUCGACAGCCUUCGUCCAAGGGGCCUCCUGAGAGACCACCUCCUCCCAAACUUUCUGCAAGCAGAGCAUCAACAAAAAGACUGCCUUUCAAUCGGUCCUCUUCUGAUAUGGAUCUUCAGAACAAACAAAGUAACUUGGCAUCUGGACUCACAAAAACCAAAAGCCAAGUCUUUAAAAGUCAAGAUCCGGUGCUACCCCCUCGCCCAAAACCAGGACACCCUCUCUACAGUAUGUUUAAGCUCUCUGUGCCUCAUGGGAUUGCCAAUGAAGACGUUGUCUCACAAAACUCUAGAGAAGUCUCUUGUAAGGAUUCAAGCUACACUCAGAAGCCCGCUGGCUGUAGUGCUCCUCACGCUCUGGUUCUCCAUGAUUUUGCUGCAGAGCAAAUUGAUGAUUUGAAUCUCACUUCUGGAGAAAUUGUUUAUCUUUUGGAAAAAAUAGAUGCAGAUUGGUAUAAAGGGAAAUGUAGAAACCAGACUGGUGUGUUUCCUGCCAACUAUGUCAAAGUAAUUAUUGAUGUUCCAGAAAAAGAAAACAGAAAAAGAGAAAGAGAAUCAAUUUCAUCUCAUUGUGUUAAGGGUCCAAGAUGUAUUGCCCGAUUUGAAUUUAUUGGAGACCAGAAGGAUGAAUUAAGUUUCUCAGAGGGAGAAAUUAUUAUUCUUAAAGAGUACGUGAAUGAAGAAUGGGCCAGAGGAGAACUUCGAGACAGAACCGGAAUUUUCCCCCUUAACUUUGUGGAACUAGUGGAGGAUCAUCCCACCUCUGGUAUACAUGUUCCAGGCACAAAGGUAGGACUGAAGACCAAAACAGAAGAUUCUGGUGCAAAUUCUCAGGAUAGCAGUGUAUCUGGAGAAUGGUGUGAAGCUCUUCACAGCUUCGUGGCAGAGACCAGCGACGACUUAUCCUUCCAGAGGGGGGACCGGAUCCUCAUCCUCGAGCGCCUUAACUGUGACUGGUACAAGGGCAGACUGCGCAGCAGGGAGGGCAUCUUUCCAGCAGUCUUUGUGCGCCCCUGCUCAGCUGAGGCAAAGACGACGUCUACUUUAGCAUUGAAGGGGAGGAAAGCCAAAGCCUUAUAUGAUUUCCAUGGAGAGAAUGAAGAUGAGCUUUGCUUCAAGGCUGGAGAUAUAAUAACAGAGCUGGAAUCUGUAGAUGAUGACUGGAUGAGUGGAGAACUAAUGGGAAAAUCUGGAAUAUUUCCCAGAAACUAUGUUCAGUUUAUACAAGUCAACUGAAGGUGAAGUUUGACUGUCUUCCGUGGCCCAAGAACUCACUUGAACUAUAUCACUUUGACUAUCAGAUUUGUUUUUUGCACUAUUUUUUUAAACUGAAAGAAAUAUCUAUGCUGUACGUGGUACACUAGACUUUUCUGAGAGCAGAAAACAUCUAGAACUUGUUAGCUUUCAUUCCGAUUAGAAAAGCACCCAUGGAAACCCAUGAGAACAUCAAGCAGGAUUAGCAAGGCAGACCCACACUCCCCCAGGGAAGCAGCUGGUGGCGCCGUAGCAUGGGGAGGCUUACAGGCAGAAGUUGCACUUGGACAUCCAUUCCCAUCAGCACACGGAAAUUAACCACACUUCCUCACUCUUGACUUUUAGUUGAAAAAGAGGAUGUUUGCUAUUCUACAUGCUUUAACUAUCAGGACAUGGUUGGUAAUUGUAAAUUCAUUUUUGAUAUUCAAAUUAAACUAAACAGCUUGAGCACAUCAUCCUUAUUACCAGGGUAGAUCCUUGCUUCAGGAGGAGCUAGUUUAUUGACUGACAGGAAACUUUGCAAUCACGGGGUGAGUCGGCUCACUCUCACCAAACUCUCUGUAUGUUGCUGUUUCCCCUUUGUCCAUGAAUUUGAAGGGGUCUGAAUUUGAUGAAUCUGGGUCAAAGAACCAGAACGGUCCUGAAUUGCCUUGCUAACACAACUAACUCUUCCACACACCUGCUGUACUUAUUUCUUUCUUCCAUGUAUACUUUAUGUUAACAGGGUUAUUAGAAUGCACAUUUUCUGAAUCUGCAAUCAUUCUUUUGACAAUUACUGGGACCCAAAGAAAAAUUCAUUUUCUUUGUGUUACCCCAGUAAUACAUUAAAGCUGUGUCUUGUUAGAGUGGUACAUUAUGAAUCACACAUAUUCAGAAUGCAGAGCAACUGUUAAUAUGGAAAACAAUGCCAGCCCCACAAAACUCAUUUCUUCCCAGUAUAAUCAGAAUGAAAAUUAAUUUUAGAAGACUGAAGGCUGAUAUUUUCUUGUUUUUUUUCCCGCUAACUCAGCUCAUCCCUACAUAAUUUUAGAGUAAAUAAAAAUCCAAUUUCCUGAUAUAUAUUUUAAGCGUUCCUGGCUUAUGACAAAAAGUGGUUCUUCAUGUGAUUGAAUCCAUUACAGUUGUGGGCUGCUGCCAGAUAGGUUGAAGACAAUCUUCCAAAAAGAUCAAUGGAAUAGGAUUUCAUUGUAAAUAUAAAACAUUUUUUCCAGCAAUAUUCAUGACGUUCUUCUAUUGUUAAGAAGACUUUCAUAUGCCUGGCCACGUUUUAGCUUUUAUUGUUGUUUCCCAUUGUCCAAACAGUUAGGCAGCCAGUGGUCACCAGGAACACUGCAUAAGGGAGAUGAUUUUACUUUAGAAAGUACAUCUUUCAAUUACAUCAAUUACAUCUUUCAGUUACAUGGCCAUAUAGGAGCUUUUUUUCCCCUUACAUGUUUAGGUAAAGAACAUAAUAAAAUUUUGUCAAUAUCACUUGAGUAACUUCAGUGACAAAUGAAUGAAUGACUUAAAGCAUUAGCCAAUUAAAUUUCCAUUUGCAGCAAGCUGGGUGCGGGAGGGGGUAGUAGGGGAGGUUGGAAUAAAAUGUGAGGUAUAUUUCUAUGCCUGUGUAAUUUUAGCAUCUUACAAUGAAGAUUGUGGAAACCUGGUUUUAUUGGAGAAAAAUACUCCUCUUAAAUUUUGGCUUUCUGUCAGCAGAAUGAUAAGUGCAAUAGUUGUAAAUCUACUUGACACUAUAAUAAACUGAACUUUUCAAAUUCCUUUUCUCAUGCUAGACUGGGUUUUGUGAGACUACAGGUUGUGUUGUAUCUUUUCAU
Messenger RNA from Sorex fumeus (smoky shrew), 5033 nucleotides. It is a transcript of the gene SH3D19, whose product is annotated as SH3 domain containing 19. The transcript has 20 exons. The record is from RefSeq and is a predicted model, not a curated record. Bases 127 to 3201 code for a protein of 1024 amino acids. Gene Ontology annotation, molecular function: protein binding. Lineage: Eukaryota; Metazoa; Chordata; Mammalia; Eulipotyphla; Soricidae.